This is a messenger RNA of Mercenaria mercenaria, 6164 nucleotides long. RefSeq lists its product as uncharacterized. The transcript has 19 exons. The record is from RefSeq and is a predicted model, not a curated record. Gene Ontology annotation, molecular function: zinc ion binding. The coding region runs from base 1 to 3468 and encodes 1155 amino acids. Lineage: Eukaryota; Metazoa; Mollusca; Bivalvia; Venerida; Veneridae. Gene Ontology annotation, cellular component: nucleus.
AUGGUCAGUACUAUAAAAAAGCCAGAGGCAGAAAAUAAACAGUUGCUCAAACAAGUCACAUCAGGUGGAGAUAGCAAGGAAAACAGCAAAGAACAGUCGCCCAAACAAGUUAACACAGGUGGAGAGAACAAGAAAAGCAGUGCAGAACAUUUGCAUAAACAAAACAAGUUAGAUGGAGCUAACAAAGAAAAUAGCACAAAACAGUCACCUAAACAAGCUAAACCAAGCGGAGACAAUGAGAUAGAUAAUAAUGGACAGACAGUUAGUUUCUCAGUCUUGGCAGAUAUUUCAGCGACUGGAGACGAUGUUCACUCAGGAGCCAGCAGUUCGAAGAAUCAGACUAAUGGAGACAAAAUUGAAAAACAAGUUGAGGAUGCAGAGCACAGAGAUGUGAAAGAAUUACCAUCUGCCAAAUCAGCAAAAAAGGUUGUUAAAAAGAAGAAAAAUACAGAUUUCAAAGUUAAACCUGCAGCAGAUGAUCAGACAGAUUGUCCGAGCAACAAGAAUGGUGAAAAAGAAAAGAUCAGACAGCAGAAGGAAGGUGAUGUCCCUAAACAGAAAAGACCAAAAGAAAAGGUGCCAAAAGAGAAAAAAGAUGUGAAAAGCAAAGAACCCAAAAUGACACUACCAGUGAGGUCCUUGACAGAUGAGGAAUACAGUUCCAUAUUUGAAGCUGCUAUAGAAAAUGCAAUGAAUCUGAAUAUUGAUGAAUGGGUACCAAAGGUAACAUCCCCAGUUAAGGUAAAGGAACCCACCAAGAAGAAAUACGGUAUAACAGUUGGCAAAAAAGUGAGCAAGUCCACAGAUCAGAAGAUUCCACAGCACUGUCAGGAGUCUUGUCCUAAGCAAGAUGUACAGAUAGUUGGAAGUACUGAAGUUGAAGAAAUAGAUAAACAUGGACAUGGGAAAAGUGGGGAUGUUGAAGAACACAUUGAUGAAAACAACCUUGCUCCAGAAGAGGAGGGGGAAAUAGAUGAAGCUGACGAAGAGAUUGUUGUUGGUGAUAUAGAUGAAGUUGAACCUGUUCAAGAAAGUGCACAACAAGAGAAUGAGACAACACCUGUUGGAAGCGAGGUAGAUGUAGGUGAAAAGCAACCAUGUGUCACAACACCUAUAAAAAAGAAGAAAUUGCCAAAGGUCAACAAAAACCCAAAACUUGAACCAAAGCAGCUUCCUUUUGAAGGAAAAUCCAAAAUAUCUAUGGUCGAUAAAGUCAAACAAAUGAAAAAAAUAAAGAAAGAUAAACAAGAAGUCCGUACCAAGAAAAGAAAACUGGACCAUGAAAUGAAAAAACAUACUUCAGAGAAGGUGGAAAGAAAACAGUUUAUCUCAUUGGAGGAUGGGAAGAGAAAAAAGCCAUCAGAGAAAAAAAUCAACAAGAGACAGAAAAUGCAGGACAGAGAGCUAGAAACGAAUGGCACAUGGGUGCAGUGUUGCAACUGUACCUGCAUGAAAUGGAGAUACCUGCCCGACAUCAGUGAUCCAACAUUAAUACCUGAAAGAUGGACCUGCAGUAUGAAUCUGAACAAGGAAUGCAACAGUUGUGACAAGGCAGAAGAGGUGUAUGAUGAGAGUGAACAUAUCUACACCAAGUUUGCUGAGGGUUCUGUUGUCUGGGCUAAGAUGACUGGAUAUCCUUGGUGGCCGGCUAUGGUAGAGAUUGACCCAGAUGCAGAGACCUUCUUUAGUAUUGACUCGGAUGAUUCUAUGAUUCCAACCCAUUAUCAUGUUGUCUUCUUCGAUGAGCAUGUUUCCAGAACCUGGGUGAAAGCUGACCAUGUGAAAAUGUUCACUGGCAGUGAAGAGAAUGAUGGUAUAUUAUAUCAGGUUUCAAAGAAAAGAUCAUCAUAUAAAAAAGACAUAACAGUAGCAAAGAAAAAUGCUCUCAGGGCUUUGAGCUGUACAAUUAAGGAGAGGAUAGAACUGUUUGGAUUUGCUGCGAGGUAUAAGGGGCCAUGGAGUUCAAAAUGUAAAGCAGAUAAACAUAAGAAUUCAAAACACACACCCAGACAGAAGUCCACAGAUGUACAGGAAGCUUAUCUAGAUGAUAGUACGAUGGAUGAGGUACUAGAAAACACAGAGGCUCUACUUGAUAAUGUAGAGGAAAUGCUAGAUUCCCUCAACAGUCAGAUUGAUGAUUCAGAUGCCGAUUCUGACUUUGUGCCUGAUGAAUUAGUUAUUGUUGAAACAAAAAGAAAAGACACGGCCAGAAAAUCUUCAGUUGGCAGUCCAGGAACAAGUGAGUCAGGGAGAAAGAAGGUGAAAUUUUCUAAGUUGAAUUCAGAAACAGACAUUGCAACUUCUGAUAAUACAACAAGAAAGGAGAAGCAAGAGCAAAGAAAAACAAACAAAAAUAUUAAGUCUGAAGUUUCCAAAGAGGGAAGUACAGUAACAGUUGCCAAAAUGAGUUUGAAAUUGGAUAGUGAUAUUUUUACCAUGGAGAUGAACAGUCAGGAUGACAACUUUAUUGAAAGACAUGAUGCUGGUAAAGAUAGUGCAAACGAAAUCAAUAAAAAAUCUGCAAACAAUAUUACAAAUAAGGUGGAAAAGAAGGAAGAAAAUGAAUACCUUGAACAUGUUCCAAAGUCAAGAGCAAAUACCAAAAAGAGGAAGGAAAAGGGACAGUCAGAGUGUGAUCAGCCAAAAGUUAAAGUGAAGAAGCAGAAAAAGAUAAAAGGUGAAGAAGUGGGGAAGCCAGUUGCAGGGACAGUAAAUGACUUGGAUAAAGAUGCUGUAGACAAUCUUCAUAAUUUGUUGAAGCACAAAGUUUCAAAUGAAAAUGAUAUAAAUAAUAACAAACAAAAAUUUGAAGGGCAAAAUCUAGAAUCUAAUAACCAUGAUAAUUCUAUGAAACAAGUAGUUGUUGAGGAAGAUGUUCUUAAUCAGAAUGAAAGGAAAGUUAAUGAACAAGAAGAUUCAAAAUCUCAUGCAGCUAAUUCAGUGGAGGAAUUUUACAAUAAUACUGAUAAAGGUGAAAAUGAAAAAGUUAAAGAUUGUGAUGGAAACAAAUGUGAUAUUGAAGCACAUUACAAAGAUAUAGAUGCAAAGGAGUUUUGUAGUCAAUCAAAAAAGGAGACCGGCAGUGAUACUGAAGCUGAAGUAGAUUUAAUUGAAAAGGAUGACAAAAACAAUGAAAGUAACACUAUAGAAGAAAAAGGAGAAAAAUCAGCACAUAUGGACCAUGUCAGCCAUUAUGUUGGUUUAGAUGAUGAAAUUGAUCUGAAUGAAAUUGAAAAUGAUGCUGUUCCAGAUUUAGAUAGGAUAGAAGCUAAUGUAGGAUAUGAAAGAAAUCCUGGACAGAGUCUGGAAGAUGCAUCUGAUAGUGAAUUUGAUCUGGAAGAACAUUACAUGUAUGAAACAGUUACAGAUGGGUCUGAUAAAGUUAGAGAGAGGGGGGCUUUAAAUGCUCAAUCAAAUGUAGCAGAAAUUGAUGAAGACAGUGAUCCAUUUGAUCUGAUGGAAGAAUAAUGUUGGAGUUCAUGUCACUAGUCUUGUCUUAGUUAUUUUUAUCUGUAAAGGUAAUGAUGAAGCAUGUGCCAUAUAUAUGCUUUUUUAUGUGCCAUUUUUAAUGCACAUGGAUCCAAGAUAUUUUUCAAUAUUCAUUUGAUGUACAUGAAAACUGAAGUUAUGUAGUACCUAGACAAGCAAUAUAGAGCCGUUGUGUUCCUCUUGUAAAAUGAUACAGAGGAUGAAAUAGCAAUAUGCAGGUUUAUGGCAAUAACCACACAACACAGUAAAAUAUACAUGAUAUUACAACAUAUGUACAGGACUUUUCAUUGGGCAAUUUGGAAAUGGCAUUGUCUUUCAAAUUAGGAAAUUCACAUGCAAUAACUGCCUGUUUCUGGGGGAAAAAUCCAUUUUAUAGAAAGAGAAUAGUGUACCGAUUUAAACAGUAUUUUCAACUAUGUAAUUAAAUACUUUGUUUUCAAGACGGUUACAAAUACAUUUACAGCUUCAUGUCCUGUUUUUACUCAUUAUUUAGCUAGCCAAUAAAUAAUUUUCAGCCUCAAGUACUUAACAUUUCUUUACAGUACAAUGAAACAAUGUUUCUUUUAUAUUUUUCUUUUUAAACAGGCAGAUGUUUAAUCAACUUACUUUUAUAAUUUUUCAUUCAUUUGACUAUUUUAAAGCAAAUUCAUCCUAAUUCAACUUCAAAAGUCAUCACCAAAAACAAAUAUUGUAAAAACAGAAUGAAAAUGAUCUCCCUUAAAAGCAGAGGCUAAAACCUAAACCAUGAAGCAUAAGGGGUUAGACUGACUUACGCAACUCGUGCGUGGUUGUGCUUGAAGAAAAAACGAGUCAAAACCAUCUUUUAAAGAGGAAAUGUUAAGAUGUAAAACAACCUGUUAAAUAUUUUGGGAAACAUUAAUAGAUUUUUUUUGGAAGUUUCUCUGCCACAAAUACAAAAAGUAAACUUUUUUUCAAUUUUAAAGUAUCCAAACAUUGGCUCUGUUAUAUGUAUGGAUAAAAAGUGCUGAUCAAUAUAUGUUAUCAAAUUAAAAUUGGUCAUCCCACAGAUAGACACUUUUAUUAGACAGUAAUUUUUCCACACAGAAGUGCUGUCCAUGGCUAGUAAUGAAUCCUGUAUUAAAAAUCCAUACAUGUAUGUAAUUUCUUAAACAGGAAGUGCUAUAUAAUUCAACACUAAAAGAAAAGAUUUUUAGAUGAUCCAUAAAUUUUAUCAUGCACCCUCAUAGUUUUUUUUAUACAUAUAUAGUAAAAGUGUCUUUGUUUUGUAUUUAUGGAACUAUUAUAAUGCAAAGAAUUUUAUUUUUUCUGUUUUCCAUGUGAAUGAUGACCUCUGUCCAGUGUCCAGAGACUCAAAGGGCAUUUAGCAUCUUACUUUAUUUAAAUGUUUGCAACUUUUGUUGUUUCAUGAACUGUGAUAAAAGUUUGAUUACUGAAGAAUAUUGUUGUUUGAAUGUGAUAUGCUUUUUUGUUGUUUGCUGUAUUUUUUUUUAAAUAUUUGAAAAUAGAUGUUUUUCUAUCUAGGUAUCUUCGAUUAAGCUUUUAGAAAUCUGAAAUGUAAAUGCAACUGCUUUUUAUAUGCAAUUCUUUUGACCUCUUGAUAUAGAAAUAAGAGGAAAAUAGGAAUAAACUAUCAAUAAUAAUUAUAGUGCAUUUCAAGCUACAUGCCCACAGUUUGGGUGAAAAUUUUCAACAUGUUCAUUUUCAUCUGGUUUGGCGUAGAAUGUAUAUAUGACAUUGAAAAAAUCUUGCAUCAAUAAGUUUGCACUACUAGUAACUUUCAGAAUACUCACUUUUUAUGGAUUUUUGUGAGAAAUUAUUUUUCGCCUAAAAUGUGUGGGUUAGUCCCUUUAAUACUUUAAUAUCAAAGGUUUGAAAGAAAAAAUAAUCAUGUUUUGAAGAAUAUCUAAUACAAUACUGAUUUUAUGCAUAUCAAAGCCAAAUUCAUUUAAUCGGCUUUCUUAUUCAAAAGUUUUGGUGCAUAAAAAAUGAAGAAAUAUUGCUUUCAAAGUUUUACAUUUUUUGUAGGUAGAGGAGGCUGUUGCUAAGUGAGAUAUUGUGAAAAGUUUUAAAACAAUCCAUGAAGAAAUAAAUCCAAUAUUUGAAUUUUAAAACUUGCUGGUGUCCGAAAUGGCUUGAAUUUACAACGAAAAAUACCCUUUUUGAAGAUAAAGUCAAAACCAUUUGAUUUUUUGGAAAAAUUGAAAAGUACAUGUUAUCGUCUUUGCAGUUCUUUACAGUGUUUCAUAAUAUGAAUUGUAUUGUCAAGGAAAACUGAUGUUGUGGAAAAAAACAUAAAUAUUUGUAUACAUUUACAUAAUACAAGUAUUAUUACCAUAUGAUCUUCAUAGCUAUGAAAGUUAUUAAAGAGCUGAACACCUGAUGGACAGAGAAAAUUAUGUAAAACAGAUAUCUCUAAUUUGUUUGUGCUUGCAUUUUAUACAUUUUCAUAACAUGCUGACAGAUUAUUUUUUGUUAGAGAACAAAUGCACAUAGAACCAAAUGAGUACUUAUACACGGAUACAGUAUCUGAUGUUUUGGAAGAAUUUAUGGCCAUCAAACAUCUGUGACAUUAAUAUAAUCUUUGAUGAGAUUUACAUGAACACACUCAGUUUGUUGUUAAGUAUUUUAUGAACUGAUAAUAUGUUGUUGUUCAGUUAAAUAUUUACUAUUAAAUUAUAUUGUUAAGUUCAUUA